AUCUGAUGUCAUGCGAGUCUCCGAGACAACCUUAACAGUUAAACGCCACAAACAGACGCAGGCCAGGCGUGAAGUAGUUAUCUCGAAAAGGUAACUGCCGUGUAGGCUUGCCCAACCAAGAUGACAACUUCCAACAUCUUGUCGCUUCCCUUCCGGAAGUCGGCCCAGAUAUCCCUGGCGUCGUCAAUCCGCCAGUACAUCUCGAACAAGUACGACCAACACCCAGACAUGUUCCGCCAUGACCUCGAAGUCAUCGACUCCCUGCGACGCGACGCCGUCAACGUGCGCGAAGCCCAUCCCAGCGGAAUCAAGAAGCUGCAGAUGUAUGCCGGCCAGCUGGUCUGGAUAUCCGGAAAAUUCCCGAUUGAUAUCGGCGCCGACUUCAUGUGGUAUCCCGCGCUCGGCUACCAUACCGAGCACCCGCUGGCCCAGAACAACCUCAAGUACGAGCUCAUGAACAUCCUCUACAACCUGGCCGCGCUAUACUCGCAGCUCGCGAUAUCCUCCAACCGCAGCGUGACUGAGGGUCUCAAGGCGGCUGCCAGCUUCUUCUCCCAGGCCGCCGGCGUGCUCAGCCACAUGAAGACCGAGGUGCUGCCGGAAUUGCGCAUGGCCAAUCCGCCCGACGACAUGGACGAGGCGACGCUCGAAUCCCUGAUCCAACUGUUCCUGGCGCAGAGCCAGGAGUGCUUCUGGCAAAAGGCCGUUAUGGACGGCUACAAGGAUGCGUCGAUUGCCAAGCUCGCCGCUCGCGUGUCCGACCUGUACAAUCUCGCCGGAGAGGCUGCCAUGCGCAGCGAGGCCAUCAGCUCCGCUUGGAUUCACCAUAUGAGCGCGAAGCACCAUCAUUUUGCUGCCGCUGCCCAGUACCGUGCUGCUUGCGACUGCCUCGAGAAGAAGAGAUAUGGCGAGGAGGUGGCACGCCUGACUGAUGCCGUUCAAUGCGUGAAUGAGGGGUUGAAGGAAUGCAAGGGCGGCUAUAUCAACAAGGCGGUGGUUGAGGAUCUCCAUGGCUUGAAGAAGCGCGUCGAGGAGGAUCUCAAACGAGCCGAGAAAGACAACGAUGUCAUUUAUCUGCAAAUCGUUCCGCCCAAGUCCGAGCUAAAGAUCCUCGAGCGUGCAAACAUGGCCGUGGCCCGGGUGCCCCCCCAAGUUGCAAAGCCGUACGAGUUCUUUGGAGACCACGCCGAGUUCGGGCCUGCUCUCUUCACGAAGCUGGUUCCAUUUUCCGUCCACGUUGCCGUUUCAAUCUACGAAGAACGGCGCGACCGCCUGGUCAGCAACAACAUCAUUGCAGAGUUGGAGACGAUGACGGCCAAGUUGCACCAGAUCCUCUCCAGCCUAAACCUCCCUGGGUCCUUGCAAGCCCUCGAGAAACCACUGGGACUGCCCGGAACCCUGGUCCAACAUGCCGAGGAAAUCCGCCAGGCCGACGCCUUGAACAGACUUCAGCGUGGCCUCGCAGAUAUCGACAAGCUGUGUGCCAGUGACCGCGCCGUCUUCGAGGAGGGCAAGGCGCUCCUCGCAGCAGAGGAGGAAGAGGACCAGAAACUGCGUCUCAAGCACGGCACCCAACGCUGGACUCGGCCUGAAUCGCGCAUGGACGCGAGCCACGACGGCGGGACCAAGCUGUGGAACCAGGUGGCCGAGAUUGAGGGUUAUUUCGCAUCUAGUACAUCUAGCGACGCCGUGGUACGCGACAAAUUCGCCUCGGUUAAGGACACCCUUGCCCUUCUUGCUGGCCCUGACAGGGGGCUAUUGGACCACAUCCCGAACAGCCGAAAGACCGAGAUCCCAGAGGCCCUCAAGCCCGCGAUUGGGAGGCUCCGAGGCGUCUACAACGACGUUUUGCGUCUGGAGUCGCGGAGGAGGAAGCGGGUAGAGUCGCUUAGAGCCAGAAGUAGGGCCGACGACAUCAAGGGGGAUAUCCUGACAGAAACGGCCCGCCUGGAGCGGACUUACCCAAACACCCCUAUCGUGCCGGCCCAUUUCGAAGAGUUCUUUGACAAACGACUAGACAGCCUGUACGAGUCCGAACUUGAGGCGGUCGAGAAAGACCGUGCAGAUCAGGAGAAGCUCGUCGCCGACCUGGAGCGCGCCAAUCGGGAUUUCGAGGCGCAGAAGAGGAGUGUUGGUGAAAGGGGGAACCAUGAUCGGGAGAAGGUCCUGCAGAAGCUCGACAGCGCUUACUACAAGUACAAGGAUAUCGUGAACAACCUGGAGGUGGGGAGGAAGUUUUACAACGACCUCGGUCGGAUUGUGGAGCAGUUCCGCAACCAGGCGCGCCACUGGGUCAACGAAAGGAGGAAAGAGGCGCGCAACCUCGAAGAGGAACUCUCCAUGCCUCCCCUAUCGUCUCUCUCGCUCAAUCCCAGCCAAGCAUCACAAGCACAGACGUACCAUAGCCCGAACCCGGCGUCUUACUACAUGUCACCGCCACAGUUGCAACCGCAGGCGGCUAGGCAAAGCAUCCACAGCCCACCGGCCGAAGCACAGAUCCAGAGCUGGGCUGAUAACGUGCAGCAACAGCAGCCGCGCCCGUUUGCUCCCAUCGCGCCGGUGGCCAACAUUCAGGGCGCGUGGAUGCCAGAGAUGGGCAUCAGGUUCGCGGGGCCGGGGCAGUCAGCUAACAGAACGGACACGCCGCCCGCACAGCAAGGGGGUGGUAAACCUCCGGCGAGAGGGACGUGGGAGCCGAGUAGCGGGAUUCGAUUUGGCUAACGUGGCUAAGACGGUGUUGGGGGUAGAGAUAAGUAAGGUACAGUGCGAUUGUUGAGCAUUUUCGAAGGGUACUAGAGAGAUAUCCAAUUGUCGCGCAAACAGGAUCGGGUGUCAUUCCGACUCACAGCGGCCGGUUGUUCCAAGUUCCAACCACACUCAAUACAAUGGC
This is a messenger RNA of Canariomyces notabilis, 2890 nucleotides long. RefSeq names its product BRO1-domain-containing protein. The transcript has 5 exons. Gene Ontology annotation, cellular component: endosome. Gene Ontology annotation, molecular function: protein binding. Bases 121 to 2721 code for a protein of 866 amino acids. Gene Ontology annotation, biological process: multivesicular body sorting pathway. The record is from RefSeq and is a predicted model, not a curated record. NCBI's taxonomy places the organism in Eukaryota, Fungi, Ascomycota, Sordariomycetes, Sordariales, Chaetomiaceae.